Heteronotia binoei (common prickly gecko) is the source of this 3887-nucleotide messenger RNA. RefSeq names its product formin like 2 (gene FMNL2). The coding region runs from base 12 to 3254 and encodes 1080 amino acids. The record is from RefSeq and is a predicted model, not a curated record. NCBI's taxonomy places the organism in Eukaryota, Metazoa, Chordata, Lepidosauria, Squamata, Gekkonidae. The transcript has 27 exons. Gene Ontology annotation, cellular component: cytosol. Gene Ontology annotation, biological process: cell migration; cortical actin cytoskeleton organization; regulation of cell shape. Gene Ontology annotation, molecular function: actin filament binding; small GTPase binding.
GGGCCACCGCCAUGGGCAACGCGGGCAGCAUGGACUCGCAGCAGACGGACUUCAGGGCGCACAGUAUGCCGCUCAAGCUGCCCAUGCCCGAGCCGGCCGAGCUGGAGGAGAGAUUCGCCGUGGUCUUGAAUGCAAUGAACUUGCCUCCUGACAAAGCAAGGUUACUCCGGCAGUAUGACAAUGAGAAGAAAUGGGAGCUGAUCUGUGAUCAGGAAAGAUUUCAGGUGAAGAAUCCUCCACACACUUAUAUCCAGAAAUUAAAAGGCUAUCUCGACCCAGCGGUAACUCGAAAGAAAUUUAGGAGGAGAGUUCAAGAAUCUACACAAGUACUACGAGAGCUAGAAAUUUCUUUAAGAACCAAUCACAUUGGUUGGGUCAGGGAGUUUUUAAACGAAGAGAACAAAGGCCUGGAUGUCUUGGUGGAGUAUUUGUCAUUUGCACAGUAUGCAGUCACAUUUGACUUUGAAAGCUUGGAAAACAAUAUGGAAAAUUCAGUGGACAAAUCUAAGCCUUGGAGCAGAUCCAUUGAAGACCUCCAUCGAGGAAGUAACUUGCCCUCUCCUGUUGGCAACAGUAUUUCCCGCUCUGGCAGACAUUCCACUCUACGGUAUAACACCUUACCAAGCAGAAGAACACUUAAAAAUUCACGACUAGUGAGUAAAAAGGAUGAUGUCCAUGUCUGCAUCAUGUGUUUGCGAGCCAUAAUGAACUACCAGUAUGGAUUCAAUAUGGUCAUGUCCCACCCCCAUGCUGUUAAUGAAAUUGCACUAAGCCUAAACAACAAGAACUCCAGAACAAAGGCCCUGGUCUUAGAACUCUUAGCAGCAGUAUGUCUUGUAAGAGGAGGACAUGAAAUUAUUUUGUCUGCAUUUGAUAACUUUAAAGAGGUUUGUGGAGAAAAACAGCGGUUUGAGAAGUUGAUGGAACAUUUCCGGAAUGAAGAUAACAAUAUAGAUUUCAUGGUGGCAUGCAUGCAGUUUAUCAACAUAGUGGUUCACUCAGUGGAAGACAUGAAUUUCAGAGUUCACCUCCAAUAUGAAUUUACAAAACUAGGUCUGGAUGAAUAUCUGGAUAAGCUGAAACACACAGAGAGCGAUAAGCUGCAGGUGCAGAUUCAAGCUUAUUUGGACAAUGUGUUUGAUGUGGGAGCUUUACUGGAAGAUGCUGAGACAAAGAAUGCUGCCUUGGAAAGAGUGGAAGAACUGGAAGAAAAUAUAUCUCAUAUAUCAGAAAAACUUCAAGACACAGAAAACGAAGCUAUGGCGAAGAUUGUGGAACUGGAAAAGCAACUCAUGCAAAGAAACAAAGAACUGGAUGUCGUUCGAGAAAUCUACAAGGAUGCAAAUACACAGGUCCACACGCUGAGAAAAAUGGUCAAAGAAAAGGAGGAGGCCAUUCAGCGGCAGUCAACACUGGAGAAAAAGAUCCAUGAACUGGAGAAGCAAGGGUCCAUUAAAAUUCAGAAGAAAGGAGAUGGUGAUAUUUCCAUUCUUCCUGUCGGGGUGGCUUCAGGGACAUCACCCUCGGGGUCCGAAGCUGCUGCUGGCACGUGCAUAGGGUCACUUUCUGGCCCUGUGUCUUCACUUCCAUUGCCGCCUCCUCCACCACCUUUACCACUGUCGACAGGGGAAUCAGAAGCGGUGCAAAAUGGCCCCGUGACAGCGCCUGCGCCUCCUCCACCACCUCCGCCUCCUCCACCACCUCCUCCUGCACCUCCUCUUCCUGGCCCAACUGCAGAAUCGGUGCCAGCUCCCCCAGUGGCACCCCCACCCCCUCCAUCAGCACCUCCUCUUCCGGGAACGGCCUCCCCUACGGUAGUUUUCAAUUCAGGAUUAGCAGCUGUGAAAAUCAAGAAGCCAAUUAAGACAAAAUUUCGCAUGCCGGUGUUUAACUGGGUGGCUCUGAAGCCUAAUCAGAUUAAUGGAACAGUCUUCAAUGAAAUUGAUGACGAAAGGAUCUUAGAGGAUUUAAAUGUGGAUGAAUUUGAAGAAAUAUUCAAGACAAAAGCCCAGGGCCCAGCCAUUGAUCUUUCUUCAAGCAAGCAAAUAACUCAGAAAGGAUCAAACAAAGUCACAUUAUUGGAAGCUAACAGGGCAAAAAAUCUUGCCAUCACCUUAAGAAAAGCUGGGAAGACUGCAGAUGAAAUAUGCAAAGCUAUUCAAGCAUUUGACCUGAAGACCUUGCCAGUCGAUUUUGUUGAAUGUCUGAUGAGGUUCUUGCCCACUGAGAAUGAAGUGAAAAUGUUGCGGCUCUACGAACGGGAGAGGAAGCCCCUUGAGAAUCUGUCGGAUGAAGAUCGGUUCAUGAUGCAGUUCAGCAAGAUUGAGAGGCUGAUGCAGAAGAUGACCAUCAUGGCAUUCAUCGGCAACUUCGCAGAAAGCAUCCAGAUGCUGACUCCACAACUCCAUGCAAUAAUUGCGGCAUCUGUCUCGAUAAAGUCAUCCCAGAAGCUCAAGAAAAUAUUAGAAAUAAUAUUGGCUCUUGGUAACUAUAUGAACAGCAGUAAAAGAGGAGCUGUUUAUGGGUUUAAACUACAGAGUCUAGAUCUGUUACUAGACACAAAAUCAACGGACCGGAAACAAACCCUUUUGCACUAUAUAUCAAACGUUGUGAGGGAGAAGUAUCAGCAAGUAUCGCUUUUUUACAACGAACUUCAUUAUGUGGAGAAAGCCGCUGCAGUAUCCCUCGAAAAUGUUCUGUUGGACGUCAAAGAACUCCAAAGAGGUCUGGAUUUAACGAAGCGCGAGUACACCAUGCACGACCACAAUACCAUGCUAAAGGAAUUCAUUCAGAACAACGAAGGGAAACUUAAAAAGUUACAGGAUGAUGCAAAAAUAGCCCAGGAUGCCUUUGACGAUGCUGUGAAAUACUUUGGAGAAAAUCCCAAGACGACACCCCCCUCAGUCUUCUUCCCUGUCUUUGUACGAUUUGUGAAGGCUUACAAACAAGCAGAAGAGGAGAACGAGCUGAGAAAAAAGCAAGAACAGGCACUAAUGGAAAAGCUGCUGGAGCAGGAAGCGUUGCUAGAGCAGCAAGACCAAAAGUCUCCUUCUCAUAAAACAAAGAGGCAGCAGCAAGAGCUGAUUGCAGAGCUAAGACGGCGCCAAGUCAAGGACAACAGACAUGUGUACGAGGGGAAAGAUGGAGCCAUUGAAGAUAUCAUUACAGCCCUAAAGAAGAAUAAUAUCACUAAAUUUCCAAAUGUUCACUCGAGGAUCUUAGAAACCAGCCCUACAGACGAGCCGAUGCGGUGAGGAGAAGCGUGAGGCGCCGUUUCGAUGAUCAGAACUUGCGUUCUCUCAACGGUGCUGAGAUAGCCAUGUGAACUGAACUGGGGAAACCCACAUGUGUAAAGUAGAAAGAGGGGGAUGACUGAUACCUUUGCCAUGAAAACUAUUAUGCAGACUACCAUUUUAAUUACGGCCUUGAUCACAGUACAUUAACUUUCCUUCUGAAGGGCUCACUAAUGCCAGGAAAUGCAUAGGAAUGCAGGAAAAAGAGAGAGAGAAAUGAGCUCUCUAUUCAGCUGUAGCUACCAAGUGCCUAAAUUCUGAAGAGCCUGCUCCAUUUAAUCAAAGCAAUAGGACAUUGAUUGGGUUUCUUUUUACACCAAUACAUUUGUGCAGUAUUCUUAACCAAAAUGUAAAAUACAUGUUGUAUUUUUUUCGUUGUUGUUACAUACAAUUUAAUGAAAGGUCUCCAGGAGGCCUUCAUUUCAUGACCAGUUGUAUAUAGAUACUACUACUGUGGACUUUUUAAAAUGGUUUUUAGUACAUUCCUGAGUGGGCUAACCGAGUUAUUUUCAUGAUCAGCUGUACAUUAGCUUUAUAUAUGCAUACGCAGGUAUAUGCAUACGUAAGGGCUUGCUGUAUGUAAAGGGGGAACCC